AUUUGCGAAAAAUGUCGUUGCCCCCUAACUGACAUAAAAAAAGUUUACUUCACUUCUUCUCCGAGCGGACAAACUGGUUUGCGAGUUAGUUUGGCUUUUUUGGCUACCUUACAAGUUCUUAAUCCCCACGUCAAAAUAUACCAUAUUAAUACUUUGUUAUUACAAGCAGGAACCGAUAAUGGUCUGAGUUUAUUAACUAUUGAUAGCCGAGAAAGAAAGUAUCAUUUGGCGAUUUAUCAAAAAAAAAAGUGUUUACUUGCUCCGCAAAUUAUUAGCCGGGAAAAUUUAAUCCAGUUCCAACAACAAUUUCCGGAUUUUCCCGUCCGCAAGGAUUUUCGGGAAACCGAUUUACUGGCUAAUUUUCAAAAAUUAAAAAAGGAUUUUGUUUUGAUACAAAAUAUCCAAGACCCUGCAGAAAAAGACAGUGGUAAGAAUUGGAAAAUUCUGGGAGGAAUGAUAGUAAUAGUCUUUAUACUAGCAGUGAUAAUUGGUUUUUGGGGAGCAAGGAAAAUGUGGGCUGAGUCGGAAGCACCAAAAAAAGAAGGUAUUACUGAGUUAGAAAAGGGUUUAGGAACUAACCGUAGUAAAUUGCAGGAUUAUUUUGUGAUUUACGUCCCUUCUGAUGGCAAACUGUUACCUUACAUUGUUUUUAAAAAAGACCACAAUUGGGGUGCUAACGAACUAUAUGAAACUGAUAAAACAUUUUAUUUUAAUUGCUUAAAAGAUAGUUACCGAGAAUUUAAUACUAAGGAAGAAGUCAUAGAAUUUCUUCGUGAUAAAGAUAGUUUUUUUUAG
Racocetra persica is the source of this 795-nucleotide messenger RNA. The record is from the annotation of a GenBank genome assembly. NCBI's taxonomy places the organism in Eukaryota, Fungi, Glomeromycota, Glomeromycetes, Diversisporales, Gigasporaceae.